GAGACUGUUUUGUCAGCGCCGUUUUUUUUGUCAGUGCUCUCAUUGACAUACAUUGGUCUAUGGCGGUUCAUUUGGCACACCUGAAUCAAACGGAGCCAUUAUUAAUUGUAUUAGCUGCAGCUGUGCUUGUCUGCCGUGACCAAUGGCCGUGACACGUCAGGUGAAAAGCUUCCGCUUAGCUGCUAAUAUCCGUAACGUUAAUGCUGCCGUGGGCGCGACAGUCAAGUAGCAGUUCUAAAAGUUGAGACUUAACAACAAUAAACUUCCCACUCUGUGCUGGGUGCUCCUCCUGGAGUUUUCAGGGUGAUGGAGCAGCGCGGAGGUGCAGGCGGGGGAACGGAGAGCCCCAGCCUUCGGGACAGCACCAGCCCAGAGGAGAGAGGAGGGGAGAGCCCUGCCUCCAGUGGCCCCCCGCCGUGCAAGUUGAGCCUCCUGGAGGUCAACGGCAGCCCAGCAGCUCCGCGGACCAGACAGAACGGCACGCCGCUGAGGCGACUAGGAGGUCUGAUGAUCCCAGUCUACUGUGUGGUGGAGCAUGCCGACGUGGGCGUAGCUGGUGACUGUGAGGGGCGUGGCGACCGUCACGCUGAGUUUGUGUUGGUCCAUAAGGAUGUCCUCUUCACGCAGCUGGUGGAGACGGCACUGGUCGCCCUGGGAUACUCACACAGCGCAGCUGUACAGGCAAGUGGCAUCAUUAAAGUGGGCCGCUGGAAGCCGAUGCCCAUCCACUACCUAACAGACGCUCCAGAAGCAACAGUGGCUGACAUGCUGCUGGACGUUUACCACAUGGUUACACUGCGGAUCAUACUGCACAGCUUUGCCCGGCUGGAGGAGCUGCCGUCAGAGCAGUGGACCCACGCCACAGUGAGGAACGCCCUCCGAGAGCUGCUCAGAGAGACCAACCAGUGCACGCUGGCCAAGGAGUGUCCUCUCUCCCAGAGCAUGAUCUCAGCGAUACUGAACAGUUCCUACUACGUUAACGUCUCCACCUCUAAAUGCCAGGAGUUUGGACGAUGGUACAAGAGGUACAAACGCAUCAAAGGUGAAUACAUUGAAAAGAUGUGGUCAUCACAGGACAAAUCAGAUAUUAAAGUGGAGAGGGAUCUGGACUUGAGCGUCCUCAGCCAGCGUCCCCCCUCUCACUUACCCUCCCCCACUCAUAUGGGCACCCUAGGCGGCCCUGGAGCUCUGUCCAUCAAGGGUGGCCUCGGGGACUCUCAGACCUCCACCCAGCCUCAAUGUCUGCCUCACCACGCCAGCCAGCACCACCCCGGUGCACCGCUGCGUCCCCAGGGCCCACCUCUCCUGGCCCACAGCGGGCUCCUGUCCCCUCAGCUCGUCCGUCAGCAGCUCGCCAUGGCCCACCUCAUCAACCAGCAGCUGGCCGUCAGCCGCCUGCUCGCGCACCAGCACCCGCAGGGAGUCAACCAGCAGUUUCUCCACCACCCGCCCAUCUCACGGAGCUGCAAGGGCCCCGGGGCCGCUGCCGAGCACGGCCUCAACUGCUCAGGGGCCGAAGUCUCCUCCGCCAUUUACCAGCAAGUCAGGAACGAGCUGAAGAGGGCCAGCAUUUCUCAGGCGGUGUUCGCCCGUGUGGCUUUCAACCGCACCCAGGGGCUGCUGUCAGAGAUCCUUCGUAAGGAGGAGGAUCCUCGCUCGGCCUCCCAGUCGCUGCUGGUCAACCUGAAGGCCAUGCAGAACUUCCUCAACCUGCCGGAGGGCGAGCGAGACCGCAUCUACCAGGAGGAGAGAGAGAGGAGCACCAAUCACAACCUCUCCACCAACCACAUCUCCAGCAGCAACACACACAGAACCCCACAGCAGACAAAGUGCAUCAUUCCUGCUGCUGAGCUGCCGUUGAAGUUGGACUCGCUGGUGAACAUCUCGUCAGGCAUCUAUGAUGAGAUCCAACAGGAGAUGAAGAGGGCGAAGGUCUCCCAGGCUCUGUUCGCCAAGGUGGCCGCCAAUAAAAGUCAGGGCUGGCUGUGUGAGCUGCUCAGGUGGAAAGAGAGCCCGAGCCCUGAGAACCGCACGCUGUGGGAGAACCUGUGCACCAUCCGGAGGUUCCUGGCGUUGACGCCGGCCGAUAGAGAUCAAGUCUACGAAGAAGAGUCGAGGCAGCAGCACAGCGAGCGGCUCCACACCGUCCUGCACAUCCCAGACCAGCAGGCCUUCCACAGACAGCCUCUGACCACUCCAUCUCCGAUUCACGAAGACCCAAAGCCCAUCCCGUUGCUGGUCUUGCACGGCCCAGAGGAGCGUGGCGCGAGCCCCACCCCCGGAGGAGGCGGACCGAAGAAGGCCCGCUCACGGACGCGGAUAUCCCUGGAGGCCCUUGGGAUCCUGCAGAGCUUCAUCGGCGACGUGGGGCUCUACCCGGACCAGGAGGCCAUCCACACCCUGGCAGCCCAGCUGGAUCUUCCCAAGCACACCAUCGUCAAGUUCUUCCAGAACCAGCGCUACAACGUCAAGCACCACAACCCGGUCAGAGAGCCGGCCCCCGGGGAGGACGACCGGGAGAGCUCGAGUCCCAGCGAGGGGGGCGUCUGCGCGGGGGAGAGUCGAGGGGAGGAGGGCCUUUCUGUGUCCGAGGAGUCCAGCGAGGAUGGGGGCGGAUCGGCGGAGGUGUUCAGAACAAAGGGAGCAGACGGAGGAGGAGAAGAAAGAUAUGUGGAGAUGGAGAUGGAGAAGGAAGACGGGGAUGAUGGGAAAGCCUCGGGGCCAGCGACUUCCUCCCUGUCCCCCUACAGCAGCCUGGACAGCCCCCCCUCUGCAGAGCAGCAGAGAUAACAGCAGAGAAGGAAGAUUUGAGGAAAACCUUCGAGGAAAGCAAACUGUGAAGCCAACACACACACACACAGAUGACCUGUGAAGAAACACACACCCGUUCAGCCCCUUCACCAGAGCUGAUGAUCAGAGCUCGUUAAUAUCUGAAGAACUGUGGACAAAUAUUUAAGUCAUGUUUGACUUACAAAGGGAUCCAACGGUACUACCACUACGUUCAAAUACUUCCAGUAUUUUUGGUUUGAUGCUGCCCGUAAAGAAACAUUUCCUCCUACAUUUUCAGUGUUUCACCCAGUUUUUUUUUUCUUCUUCUAAAGGGAUAGGAAUGCAUUUUAAACGGAAUUAGAUCAACACUACACUUUGCUGAAAACAAGGGGUUCAAAGUGGCAUUCCACAAAAAAUUUCGGAACACCUCUGUAGGCUUUAGAGGUGUCUGUAAAACGUCCUUAAACUACUAAUCCACUUCUCUUACAGUUCUGUGCAAUAGUGCAACAUGGAAGCUGUGUAUUUAGUAUCCAAGUAUUAUGACGAACGGAUACAGGUUACAUGCACUGACAGAGGAGAAGUGGCUUUAGCUGCACGAGUGAUUGGAGAGGUUUGGGGUCUUCAGCCACCUUUUUUGCUAACAUUGUUUAUUAUAUUUGGGGCUGAAGUGUUGGACACUCAAAAGUUAAGGUGGGGCGAGGGAGGUUUCACUGUAGGCGUUAAGCAUUAGAUGGCAGUAAAGUCCAAAUGUAAUUGAAUUUGACAUGAUCUCACAGAAAAAAGGUGAGGAGAACUACUGCAAGGGAAGUGUUUGGCUUCUUUUUGUUGCGCUUUACGUAAGUAGAAAGUAAACUUUAAAGAACUACGUGACUCUCCAUGGAUGCCGAAUUGCUCACAUAUAACACGCCAAAUGCCAAACUGAUUUGGAGUUUACUGCCAACCUUCCAAACUCACCACAAUUAAGCUUUUGAGUAAAAUCCUCCCAAACCUCAGUUAUUUUUCUGGUUAAGAUAUUAGAAAGAAAUAAAAAUCGAUGAAUCAAUUAAAAUAAUUUGAGAAGCUGCAGUCUGAGGUGGGAACGCUUGGCUCUUGUUGUUGGUGUGCGUUGCAUUCAUAUUGGGACCAAGAAUAAACUGUACUGACAUUGGGCAGUAUACCUCAUGAGGCAAGCAUUCGCAGGGCAAUAACAUGAGCACCUCCACCCAAACUGAAGCCCACUUUACAUUAUCUUUUUUAAAUGUAUAAUUAUGCUUUAGGAGGUCCCUUCAUUAACGGAGCUCUAUGUGAACCUCUAGCCUUUACUGACAGUAAAUCAGUUCCACACUACCCUCCCACUGAUAUUUAUUACUAACUUUAUAUUGACUAAAAUCUGAGUAUUGUAAUUAUUUUCUAUUUUCUUUGAUAGGACUACAAAUGUCUUUGUAAAUGUGUCUAAAAAGAGCAAAAUCUGAAAAGAUAUGAACUCAGUGUUACACAGUUUAAAAGAAUGAUUCUUUAUUUACAGUUUGACUGGAAGAGAACGUGUGAGUACAUUAUGAUGUAAAUGUUGACAAUCCACCUGCGAAACUGAAUCUGUCAUCAUAUGUGGGAGGCAACCACUGUCACCGUUUUGUGUAAUUUGUGCCACAAAGGAACAGGGUAUGAAUGCACAUUAUUAGUAUUUCAGUUUGACAAUCAUGUCUGUCCUGGAAUCACACAAGGUUUCUGAUUUGUUCCACUUUGAUGUUUUAUCAUUGCUCUUUGAUUCUGUUGUGGGCAGGACAUGAAAGUCUGAUAAAAAACUUUUCCAAAGUA
Molecule: messenger RNA, 4563 nt
Organism: Perca flavescens (yellow perch)
Lineage: Eukaryota; Metazoa; Chordata; Actinopteri; Perciformes; Percidae
Product: DNA-binding protein SATB2
Exons: 12
Coding region: 307-2790 (827 amino acids)
Biological process (GO): regulation of transcription by RNA polymerase II; chromatin remodeling
Molecular function (GO): RNA polymerase II cis-regulatory region sequence-specific DNA binding; DNA-binding transcription factor activity, RNA polymerase II-specific
Source: RefSeq, a predicted model, not a curated record